UUAACUUCUGUAUUUGUGUUUUUUAUACAAUUCAAAAGUUUUCAAUCAAAACUGCAAACAAAAUGACAGAUGUAGAAGAUAUUAUACAUUAUAUUAAAUCAUUAAGAAAGGGUUUUGAUAAGGAUUUGUUUCAAAGAAAAAUCGAUGAACUUGCUUAUAUUGUGGAAAAUGAAGGCUUGGAGUAUAAUGAUUUCCAAACGUUAUUCAAAGUUUGGUUAAAUUUAUCAAUACCUAUAACGAAAUGGACAAGUCUGGGAGCGUGUUUAGUUCCUAACGAAAAAAUCGGCAAGCUUACUAUUGACUACGCUCUACGUUGGCUUCUCGCUAAACAUGAUAAUCAAUCAAACUUUUCAAAUAUAAGCUUUUUACUUGACUGGUUAACAGCUGCAAUGGACUGCAAUUCUGUUGAAUUAGAUGCACUUAAUAUUGGAUAUGAAGUCUUUUAUUCAACAUUGACAUAUGAAGCACUGGCACCUCAUUCAAUUAAAUUGGUGUACAAUCUGACUAAACCAAGUGAUGUUACAAGAAGAAGAGUUGUUGAACUUUUAAACUGCGCAAAGAAAAGGGAAGCAAAAAAGAACUUAUACCGUCAGAUUCAAGUUCUUUUGGGAUUGUUCAAGUCAUAUAGACCGGAAUGUGUACCUGAAGAUAUACCAUCCAUAUCCAUACAUACAUCUUUUAGAAAGAUAAAUGCAAACCUUUUGAAUCGAUUCACAAUAAGUCAGAGCAAAAGAAAUUUGUUGUGCAAUACAAAACAGUAUUUAUUGUGGACGAAUCCAAUUAAUUGUGACUCGGGAAGAAAUAAGAAAGACCCACUGAUACCAAACAUGGAAUUUUUAAAGCUUGGUUCAAUGCAGUAUAUUGAACAAGUUACACAAAAAACAUAUCUUGAUUUUUCUAGCCCAGUAUCUCUGCUGAAGCACAGUGUUAGCCGGUCCAGCAUUCGGCCAGCGCGACUGCGCGCUCUGCUCUGCAACGACACUGGCACCACUCUGCUGGCACUGGCCAGCGACAAUGAACAGGCUUUCUUCUCACAUGACCUGCAUCAUAUACUCAAUCACUACAAUGCGCUAGUGCUGGCGAGUUGCCUGAGCGCUGCGUCGCGCUGCGCACGCGCAGAUGUAUGCCUGGGCGCUGCGUGCAGUGUGCCGGCCGCGCUGCUGCUGGCGCUGCCGCUGCUGGCGCCCUCUGCCGCCACCCUCGACCACCUCGUACAUCUCAUACUUACGUACAGGAAGAUAUUCUCGAAGUUAAAAAAUAAGAACAAUGGUGUACGAAAUACCCACGAAUUUGAACAUCGACAGUUACUAAAGGCGUAUACAUCAGACAUUAUAUCUUGUCUGUAUCAAGAAAACUUCCUCAGCAACCGCCAGGAAGGUUACGUGUUCAGCAAACUGAACAUGCAGACUGUAACAAUGCUGAACAAAGUCAUCCCUAACGCUGAUUCUAAACUAAGUCUCAGGAAUCAUUUAGCAUUUGCGCCGUACACUUAUUUACAAAUUGAAGGUUCACAAGCUGAGACCAUAGACAACUCAAUGUGGUUCAAAUACGCCAUCGACAAACAGUUCCCUAGUUUGUGCAAGUUGUUGAUUAUGACUACACCACAAUUGAUUAGUUAGACUGAUUGUUGUCUAGACAGAAAUUUUUCAAUUCACUUUGAUAUAUUAGAUAUUGUAUAAAAUAACAUGAAACUUGCGAGGUGUGAUUCUUUACCCCCUUUUCUUUACCCCUUCCCCUGUAAAGUAAAAAAGCAUGUUUUUAUGACGUCAUCAGUCUCAAAUCUCAUGUGUAUGUUUCGUUUGACGUCACAAGUUACUUAACUGGAUUUUGUCUAUGUCCUGAUAAUUUAGUUGUUGUGUGAAAUAAAACUAAUUACUAAUAAGGGACUAUUGAUAAAUAUAAACGCCU
Messenger RNA from Papilio machaon (common yellow swallowtail), 1908 nucleotides. RefSeq lists its product as uncharacterized. Bases 63 to 1619 code for a protein of 518 amino acids. The record is from RefSeq and is a predicted model, not a curated record. The transcript has 10 exons. Gene Ontology annotation, cellular component: kinetochore. Lineage: Eukaryota; Metazoa; Arthropoda; Insecta; Lepidoptera; Papilionidae.